UUUUUUUUUUUUUACCCCUAGUACAGCCAGCAUGUAAAUAUUACUCUCCUGUGCUUUGCAAAGGGAGUUUGUAUUGAUGAUUUAAUGCCAGGAGCAGCUCGUUUAGAUGUGUCCCAGCGCUAAUACGCUUUAGUAGCAGCGGGCAGUUUGCUUCAUUCUUUCUACGUUCAUGUGUGAGAGUGUUGACUGAGAUGCUGUCCACCGGUCCACUGCAGCUCCGACUGUUGUCCUGCGUCACCAUCCUUUUAGUUUUCCACGCCGUCGUCGCCAAAAAGGACCUAAAAAGCGCGUGCAGCACCUGUCGGCAAAUUACUGAUAACUUCAACAAGGGUUUUGAUAGAACGGCAAAGCAGAACUUUGGAGGAGGCAACACAGCCUGGGAGGAGAGAAAGCUUUCCAAAUAUGAGACCAGUGAGAUUCGCCUGGUGGAGAUUCUGGAGGAGCUGUGCGAGAGCAGCAGCUUCGAAUGCAAUCAGAUGGUAGAAGAAAACGAAGAGCUUUUUGAGACCUGGUGGUUCAAGCGGAAAACCAAAAACCCUGAUCUGCACAAGUGGUUCUGCGUUGAAACUCUUAAAGUGUGCUGUCCUAAAGGAACCUUUGGGCCUGAUUGUACCGCCUGUGUCGGGGGAUCUGAGAAGCCCUGCCAUGGAAGGGGAGCGUGCGACGGCGACGGGACUCGCGGAGGGAACGGGAAGUGCAGCUGCGACCACGGUUACAAGGGAGACCACUGCUUAGACUGCACGGACGGGUUCUUCAACGCAGAGCGGAACGACACCUUCUCUUUGUGCGCAGAAUGCCACGCUGCCUGCAAGACCUGUGACGGAGCGAGCAGUCAGGAUUGUGAUGAGUGCAAGGAGGGCUGGGAGGAAGAUGAUCAAGAGGCUUGUGUUGAUGUGAACGAGUGUGCAAGAGACCCUUCUCCGUGCAAAGAGGAGGAAUACUGCCUCAACUCCGAAGGCUCUUAUUCCUGCAAAGCCUGUGACGAGGCGUGCUCUGGCUGCUCUGGAGCCGGCUCCGAUGAAUGCCAGGCUUGUGCCAACGGGUACCGACAUGUGGAGGGGUCCUGCAAAGACAUUGACGAGUGUUCGGAGCCUGAGGCGGUGUGCACCCAAGAGCAUCAGGAGUGUCUGAACACCCACGGCAGCUACAGGUGCCUCUGCUCGGCAGGCUUCCAGGACCAAGAUGGAGAAUGUGUUCAAACGCAAGAUCAAGAUCAGACAGAAGAACCAGGAAGUCCUGACGCAGCAGAGAAUUCACACGGGGAACUUUAAUCGCACAACUGAGGAACAUCAGGAGCAUUUAAACCCACUUUUUUAUUUAAAAAGACCAGCUGCUCCCAAACUCCAUCGAACUCCAGUUUUGGAUUAAAGGACAAACAACAAAUGGGGACAUUAUCUGCUUUAAGACCACCCAUCUUCAUUUGUUCAUUUUCUUGAAUGCUUUUACAUUUGUUUCAAUAAAGACAAAACUUCUUUAAUUUAAA
This is a messenger RNA of Oryzias latipes (Japanese medaka), 1483 nucleotides long. It is a transcript of the gene creld2, whose product is annotated as CRELD disulfide isomerase 2. Gene Ontology annotation, molecular function: calcium ion binding. Lineage: Eukaryota; Metazoa; Chordata; Actinopteri; Beloniformes; Adrianichthyidae. The record is from RefSeq and is a predicted model, not a curated record.